Molecule: messenger RNA, 228 nt
Organism: Lichtheimia ornata
Lineage: Eukaryota; Fungi; Mucoromycota; Mucoromycetes; Mucorales; Lichtheimiaceae
Exons: 3
Coding region: 1-228 (75 amino acids)
Source: RefSeq, a predicted model, not a curated record
AUGGUGAUGAUAGCAACGAUGGAUCAAGCCAUUUCCCGCAUUCAUAGAAUGACCCAAAACAAGCAAACCUUUAUUCACACAGUCGUGAUCAAGGAUACAGUAGAAGAAGGGCUUAUGGACAACGUGCUCCGGAAAAAGAGCGAAUUGUUCCGAUCGGUCGUGGAGGAUGAGGAUCAUGGUCAUGCAAAAGGUGUUGAUAUUGUUAUGCUCGACGCGGAAGAAGAAUAA